GUCAAAAUUAAAAGCAAGGUUGCUCGUUGCUCGCUUCAAUUUUUAAUUUAAUUAUUUCCAUUCCGUUAAAAAUGGCAGUAAAUGAAUGAACCGGUACCGUAGUGUCUCAAUUUCGCAACAAAUAAAGGCUCUGCGAGUGUUUAGCCCGGUCAUUUACGCUCCGAGUCCCCAAUUAACAUGCCCUUCCUAUGGAUCAAAGCAAAGACAUAUUUGGAAUAAGUUCUAAAUGCGACAAUGAUGGUUUGCGGUACCCGAUUUACCCUAAUUACCCGAAUUACCCGAGCGAAAAGAGGGUCGUAGCUCGACGUCGUUGGGCUAUUUUGGCCAAGGCCUUAAAGAGUCCGAUGGAAAGCCAACCAUCGAGCCCCACCAACGAAUACUCGGUGCGUCGAAUCUCCUCGUUCAUGCUCCUCAAAACGCAAGAACUCACCUCAUCGCCUCAACUGCUACCUCAAAUACCCCAAAUCGAGAAAUACACGUGGUACAAAUACAGCGUAUGCACCGAUGAGUGUAUGGAGUACUACAUAAACGUGGGCCACAGGAACCGCACCUUCUCCGCCGAAGAUCUAAUGGGAUUCAACAACACGGGCAACAUUUGCGUGUGGCCUUCGGAGGAGACUCUGAGCUACUUCGUUUGCUCGAAUUUAGAGAUAUUCAAAAAUAGAAACGUUAUCGAAUUGGGCGGAGGGAUGUCCUGCUUGGCCGGUUUGUUUGCGGCCAAAUACGGCAACCCCAAGAGGGUGUUGGUAACGGAUGGUAAUAAAUUAUCUGUAGAAAACGUGCAAGCUACGCUGAAAUGCAACGAUUUCUCCGUACCAGUUUCGUGCUGCGUGCUAGAAUGGUCGAAGUACAAAUUCGAAGAUCAAUACGAUGUUGUACUUUGUGCGGAUUGCUUGUUCUUUGACGAGGCUCGAUUGGAUUUGAUCAAUUGCAUUUGGCGUUGUUUGAGCGAUGGGGGUUCGGCUUACGUGAUGGCCCCUCGUAGGGGCAACACGCUCGAUAUGUUUGUGAAGCAAUCGGAGGAGAGGGGCUUCAAAUGCAAGAAGCUCUUGAAAUAUAACAAGGUCGUUUGGGAGAAGCGGUUGACGUUGUUGAAUAAUUGUGAUUUCGAUGAUAAUAUCCAUUAUCCUAUACUCAUAGAAGUGACCAAAUGUUAAGUGUCCUUAGUAUAUUUUUUCAUAAUUAUAUAUUUAUAUACCUAUAUCACAGUUAAUUACGUAAACAAAAACGACCAUUAUUAAUGUAUAUCUAGUCUGAUAUUUACCUUAUCUGUGAUAAUUAAUACCAAUUUCCCUCUGAAUGUCGUUAGUUUUAUUGUUAGACGAUUUAUCUUAUUGAAAUAUCAGGCGUUUCUACUUAAAUAUAAUAUUAUGUAGGUACAAUUGUUUUUAUGUAGGAUUCGAAUAUUACCAAAAAAAUGUGUCCAAUAAAUUUUAUCACGUUUCAUGUUUUCACGAUUUGCAAUGAAAGUGUGUAGAUUCAAAAGUUACCUAUUUGAUUGAACCACUAAAAAAAUUAUAACCACCAGAAUUGUAAGAGAGGACUUUUAAAUCCUAAGCUGUAAUCUCCAAUAAACUCAUAAUAUUAGGGUUUACCAGUUUUUAACCCAGUGGGUACUUUCUACCUGUAUUGGUUCCUAUUAUCGGAACGUUUAUUCAUUGUACCAAAAUACAUGUUGAUUAAUUUUAAUUUGCAAUAUAGGAUACAAAGGCUAUGGGUCUAUCGGUUUAUUUAUAAUGAUUUUUUACUCUUUGUUAUUUUCUGUAAAACUCAGUUUUGGAGUUAAAUUUCAUUUUUUGGUAAUUAUAUGAUUUUUAAGUCCCCUUAGUUUGGACAAUUUCAGGCAAUUAUUGAUAAUAAAAUUAUUUUCGUAGCAUCUUUUUAACCGAUUAAGUUAUUUCUAAUAAAAAUCUAUUUAUUAAUUCAUAAUUAAGGCCAUAUU
This is a messenger RNA of Phyllotreta striolata, 1942 nucleotides long. Lineage: Eukaryota; Metazoa; Arthropoda; Insecta; Coleoptera; Chrysomelidae. The record is from the annotation of a GenBank genome assembly.